UCUGUUCCCAUGGGAACUUUGGUUGCAUGUGUGAAAGGAAGUAAUUGGGUCAUUUUAUAGUUUAUAUGAAAUGGAAAUGGACCUCUUGAAAUGAUACAGAGGUUUUAGUGCAUUGACUACGGCUCUAAUUGACUGUUUCCUAAAACAAUAUCCCGACUUCCAUCUCAGGGAAGAGAAUAAGAGAGGAAACCUGAGAAAAGAGUGUGUGAAAAGCUCUCUGAUGGCUCCGCCUCCUUUGCCCAAACAAGGGCAGGACAGUUCCUAUGAUAUCACCAGCAAGUGGGGCAAUGCUGUUUCACAAAACAUUCACCUUUCACUGCGCUCAUGACAAGGUUGGAAUGUAAUUGUUAAUGCAGGUAACCGUUCAUUGAUGCUUUGAGCAGAGUAACUUCAAAAACAUGUUAGGCAUGGACCUACCUGGACUCCUUCCCAGCUAGAUGGUGAGUUUGAAAAGAGUUGGAAAUGAAUGCAAAUAGGCUGACAGAAUUCAUUCAUGGAUCUCUUUGGAUAUAUUAUAGUGUCUAACUGCUGUUAAAGUGCAUGGUGAGGAAAUUAGAUUAUGAAAUAAUGAAGGAAAUAUGCUGCAAACUCAGUGUCUGGCACUUGUUUCGCAAAGUACAUGGUUCUUUCGACAGAGACUCCCGCAGAGCUAGAUUAGUGUAAACAUUCACCAGCAUCAUAGAGUUUUCUUCAAGAGCACUUGUUGGCACAGAUUCAUCUGUUUUGAUGUGCUUGUAGACUUUUUGCCAGGUGGGAACUUAUUACUGUUGACGUGCCAAGCUGCCCGUGAGCUGUUUCCAUUCUGUGAUCAUGCAAGCAUGAAAUGUUCAGUAACAACUGUGAGAGAAAAUCACUAAAGCAUUCAGACACUGUUCCUUUUCUCAUAAUGGUCAUGCUUGCUCCUGUUCUCUUCACAAUUGUAGAGCAGAGUUUUUCAUUCACUUUCAAGAAGGCGAUAUGAUGGGUGUGUGUAUAUAUCACACACACAUAAGAAAAUACCCCAUGGUUGACACUAUCUUUCCUCUCUCUUUUUUAGUUUCAUAUUAACUUUAAUGAAAGGGACUUUACAAUUUGACCUUUAUUUUUUAUAUGAAUCAGUCCAUUUUAAGCUCUUUCUCUUUGAUUUCACCAGACUCAAGAGACUGUUGGAGCAAGAGAAGGCAUAUCAGGCUCGCAAGGACAAGGAUCACAGCAAACGUCUUGAGAAAGUUCGGGAGGAGCUGGUAAAGUUGAAAUCAUUUGCCCUGAUGCUGGUGGAUGAAAGGCAGCUUCACAUUGAACAGAUUGACCAGGAAAGACAGAAGGUCCUGGAUCUCAGUAAGAAGCUACACGAACGAGAGCAGCAGUUGGAGCUCAUCAACAGCAAAGCUAAAGAAGACAGUCAGAGGAUCCAAAGGCUGGAGCUCGACCUAGAACAAAAGACCUCCAAAUCUUCACAGGAACAUGAGGAGAUGACCGCCAACCUGGCCAAGCAGGAGUCUGAAAGUCGACAGCUGCGUCUGAAGCUGGCCAGCAUGUCACGCAGGAUUGAGGAGCUGGAGGAGGCCAAUCGUACGCUGCAGAAGUCUGAAGAGGUCCUUCAGGAUCUGCGGGACAAAAUAAGCAGAGGGGAGUGCGGGAACUCGAGCCUCAUGGCUGAGCUGGAGAACCUUCGGAAGAGAGUUCUAGAAAUGGAGGGCAAGGAUGAGGAAAUCACGAAAACAGAAGCGCAGUGCAAGGAGCUAAAGAGGAGGCUCCAAGAUGAGGAGAAUCACAGCCGUGAGCUGAAACUAGAGGUUGAAAAACUGCAAAAGAGGAUGGUGGACCUGGAGAAACUGGAGGGAGCUUUCAAUGUGAGCAAAUCUGAAUGUGCCCAGCUUCACAACAAUCUGGAGAAAGAAAGAACCUUGACAAAGAGCUUGAUAUGUGAGCUGGAAACAGUUAAAAACCAUAUCAAAGAACUUGAGUGCUCAGAAUCAAGGCUGGAAAAGGCUGAGAUGGGUUUAAAGGAUGACUUGACCAAACUAAAGUCAUUCACGGUGAUCCUAAUGGACGAGAGGAAGAACAUGGCAGAACGAAUCAAACAGGAAGAGCAGAAAAGCGAGGAGACUAACGAACUGUUUAAAGCUGAGCAAUGCAAAGUCAUGGAGGUCACAGAAAAGCUGAUUGAGGAAAGUAAGAAGCUUCUUAAACUGAAGUCCGAAAUGGAGAUGAAAGUGUCUGGUCUUACCAAGGAGAAAGAUGACCUGAAAUCUAAACUUGCAAGUGAAGAAGAGAAAAUAAAGGAUUACAGUAUAAAGUUAUGCCAGAUGCAAACUAAAUUGGACAAGCAAGAGGAAGCUAAGUGGGAAUCUCCAAGAAACAGAGAUAAUGUAGAAGUUGGGUAUCCCAAUGAGGACAACAAGGUUAAAGAGCUCACAAUGGAAAUUGAGAGACUCAGGAACCGACUUAAACAGCUUGAGGUUGUGGAGGGUGAUUUGUUGAAGACAGAGGAUGAGUAUGACAUGCUUGAGAAGAAGUUCAGAACCGAGCAAGACAAAGCCAAUGCCCUUUCCCAGCUCCUGGAGGAAAUGAAGACACAGAUCACCAAGAACAAAGCCAUAGAAAAAGGAGAGUUGGUAAGCCAAGAAGCUGAGCUGAGACUACGCUGCAAGAUGGAGGAGUCCAAAACCAGAAAUCUCCAGGCUGAUGUCCAAGCUCUAAAGGAGAAGAUUCAUGAGCUCAUGAACAAGGAGGAUCAACUAUCUCAGCUUCAGGUGGACUACACGGUUCUCCAGCAGCGGUUCAUCGAAGAGGAGGAUAAAAAGAAAAACAUGAGUCAAGAAGUUAUCAAACUAACCAAAGAGUUAGAAGCUACGAAGCGUUACAGCCGUGCACUUAGACCCAGCAUGAAUGGAAGGAGGAUUGUGGACGUUCCUCUCACUUCCACUGCAGUACAGACCGAGGCAGACAUGAACGAACACAUCGAAGACGAGACUGCGGCUGUGUUCAUCCAGAAGUCUGUUCUAGAGGAAAAUCAGGUCAUGAGUAAACUGAGGCAGAAAGGUCUCAAGAAGCCGACCGUGUUGGACCGUUACCCGCCGGCGGCUGCAGAGUUGGGGACGAGGAAGUCUUGGAACCCUUGGAUGAAGAAGAAAGAAGCGGUUACUAUCUCUCAGGGAGUUCCAUCAACCAAGGAGGUCAAUGGAACAACAUCACGGACAUCACCAGAACUAACCAUGUCUCAGAAACCCGGUCAGCCCCUUCAUAUUAAAGUGACUCCAGACCAUCAGAGCAGCACUGCCAAGUUGGAGAUCACCGGUCCAUGUGCUGACGACUUCUUCUCCAGUACCACCAUCAUCCCAACUCUUGGCCUUCAGAAACCACGCAUCACAAUUGUUCCUACUUCUAUGCUGCCAAAGUCAAAAACCAAUGAAGGGCCAGCUGAACGGACAAAGUCUCCAGUCACUAUAACAGCCAUCUCCAGAGCUAAAUCUCCAGAGAAGGGUAAGGGCUCUUACUCGGAGCAUCCUGCUUCUCCUCUGUCCAUCAUAACCAUUAGCGCAACUCCAGUCUCCCAGACAUCCAUCUCCCCAGAACCCCAUGAGAUGACCAUGGGCAGGGCCGUGUUCAAGUUGACCCCUGAAAAGCAGACCGUCCCAACGCCCAUCCGGAAAUACAACUCCAAUAUUAUAACCACAGAGGACAACAAGAUCCACAUCCACCUGGGGUCACCAGGGUUCAAGAAACCUCAGGAUGACAGAAGUGGCUUGGUUACAGUUUGGCCUAAUGGAGUAAGUUCAGACAGCAGAGAGAUGCCAACGGGGACAGUUCUGCGCUCUCCCAGACAGACUUCAGCUAAUGUCGGAAACAUGAUCCAAGGCAAGAUGACCAGCAGCAUCACAAUAACUCCCAUCACCUCGGCCCCAUCCAGGUCUACUCAAUCUGUGUUGCUUCUGAAAUGUUUCAAAAUGAUAUCAGGGGGUGUCUGCUCCCUUGAUAGCUCUCUUUCAAGCAUGGAACGGAUGGGCAGUCAUCUCGCUCCACAGCAACACGAAUCCCCAUGUCAAAAGAGAACGUUUUGCUCCAAGUGAAUCGAGAGCCACGCUGAGGCUGUUUCAAAUCUGGUCCUUAACACUGUAUGCCUGCCUGAGAGGUCUACAACCGCCCUGCAUACACAUACCAACAGAACGAGGGGCGAACCUGUCAAAGCCGGGUCAAGCAGAUGGAUCUGUAGUUAUGCACCAUAUAUGCAUACAGAUUAUAGCAGUGAUUCAAGACCAGGAGACAGUCAGACGGCAGAUUGAUGAACCCUGGAUGCCAGAGAGUAAAGAAAGAGAUGAAAAUUGUAGAACAUGAAAAGUUACAGCAUGUGAGAAGAAGAGAAAACUAGGAUGUUUUUUACACGUACUUUGAGAAAAUCAAAAUUCACCCCAAUUACUUUCAUUGUGUUCAGAUGAAUUUUAUUUAUCCCUAAAAAAAAAAAAAGAAUUUCCCAAAGAAUUUCGAUAAUUUUGAACUUUCUUAGGAUCCUCUAAAAACAUUUUUAGCACCUUGUUACACAAGUUCAGCAAAAAAAUUGCUUAUAAAUUUAUUUUGCUAUAUCAUAACCAAAUAUUUCUUAACUUGAUUCAGUCUUUAUUAACUUGUUUUCUUUCAAUUAGAACAGGUUUUGUGUUUGUUUUUGUAACUUACUGCUCAUAGGCUUCAUUAAUCUGGCCUCAUGCACCUGAGUAAAGUUUUUGUGUAAACACUGACAAAAUGAUCCACAUAGAAUUCCUUUUUCAAUUAAAAAUGAGCUCAAAUCAUGUGAGGCCUAUGAUCAAUCAAUCAGUUCCAAAAAGAAAUACAAAACCUGUUCUAACUGAAAGACCAAAGCUGACCGAAAGACUGAAUCUGAGAUUCUGUGAUAAUAUAAAAUAAUAAUAAUAAUUUUGUUUUGGACCAGGAACACCAAAUUAGAGAUUUUCAGCACAGCACAAGGGGUAAUAGCUUACACGUCCUAUUGCAAACGAUUUGUAAGUUUGCCGUUCGUAAUUUUUUUUUCUUGUUAAAUAUUCUGUCUCUCCUGGAAAUGUGUUGCAUUAUGCAUAAACUGGAUUGUGUAAGCAAGUUCAUGUUGUUUUUAAGUGCUGGUCUAACAUUAUACUGUUUGCUUUGGAAAUGACUGUUAAAGUGUCAUACUGCUGAGAACGGUUUAUUGAUCAUUAUUUAUCAGUCUGCUAUAAUUUAAUGGUGGCUCUGAUGUGUUAAAAGAAUGAGAGAUGGUCAGUUGGGGAAAAGGUGCAUGAUAUACUGUAUGUUUAGUUAAGAAUAAAAGUACUCAUCACCACACAGAACUGUAAUCACAGAGUCCUUAUAAUAAACAACUGUAUUUCAUUUCAUUUAUAUCCUAUGACCUCUGUGAAUGCAGUAUAUGAGCUCACUGAACUGAAGUGUGUGUCUCUCAAGAAAUUCACCCAAUAAACACGUUUAUGAA
Messenger RNA from Carassius gibelio (silver crucian carp), 5437 nucleotides. RefSeq names its product filamin-A-interacting protein 1-like. The transcript is spliced from 4 exons. The coding region runs from base 1053 to 4052 and encodes 999 amino acids. NCBI's taxonomy places the organism in Eukaryota, Metazoa, Chordata, Actinopteri, Cypriniformes, Cyprinidae. The record is from RefSeq and is a predicted model, not a curated record.